UCUACUUGGACGGCUGGUGGUUGUCCUCUCAUAUUCGUCUUUUUUAUUUUUUUUUUCUAAUAUUGUAUGUAUGUAUUCCUACUGGUUUCAAAUGAUGAUGCCGCUAAUCCUCGAUACAACCGUCCCAAGGUGGGACUGAAGAGGUGUCGAAGAUCGAUUAUUUGUAUUUC
Molecule: messenger RNA, 170 nt
Organism: Caenorhabditis elegans
Lineage: Eukaryota; Metazoa; Nematoda; Chromadorea; Rhabditida; Rhabditidae
Exons: 2
Coding region: 71-139 (22 amino acids)
Source: RefSeq, marked reviewed